Molecule: messenger RNA, 905 nt
Organism: Macrobrachium nipponense
Lineage: Eukaryota; Metazoa; Arthropoda; Malacostraca; Decapoda; Palaemonidae
Product: mitochondrial import inner membrane translocase subunit Tim29-like
Exons: 5
Coding region: 109-717 (202 amino acids)
Biological process (GO): protein insertion into mitochondrial inner membrane
Cellular component (GO): TIM22 mitochondrial import inner membrane insertion complex
Source: RefSeq, a predicted model, not a curated record
GCAUUUCAUUAAACACAGUAAUUCUUUGCAGGUCAUCUCCAUUUUGAGAAGGAACAUAUCCAGAAACUGUGUUGGAAACUAAACUAAGUACCUCAACAGAAGAACAAGAUGUUUCAGAUGUGUAUUAGAAGACUUUCAUCUUUAAGUGUGAGAAAACCUUGGACAGUAAAAUUGCCCAAACGGUUAGAGGGAGGAAGAAUAGAAAAGUGGGGUAAUUACUGGAUGGGAGUUGCACAGGACUAUAAAGAAGUUUCUGUCGAUAUAGCAAAGUCCUGUAGAGAAAGACCAAUCAAAGCGUCAUUUUAUUUAUCUCUUAUUGGAGGCUGUAUAUAUGCCUGCAAAACAAAUCCUGAUGAAAGAGAUUUCCAAGAUAAAUUGCGGAGGUAUAUUAAUGAUUCUGCGAUGUUGAGUGAAAAAAUAAGAAAUUCAGAGGUGGAUGAUCAUUUUCGUUACUUAGCAGAUUGUUACAUUCAUGGUUUAGUACGAAGGUUGAGCUUGGGAAUUGUGUCUCUCAUGUGGGUGGACAACUAUUCAAAAGUAUGUGGAGUAUUCAAGAGCCGAUGUGAAUAUCUUCAGCCAAGAUACUUGACGUUCCAUGAACGUGUAGUUGACAUAGGUUUCCUGGGGAAUUGGUGGAUACUAGAAAAGAAGAUGGAGGAAUUUGAUAUUAAUCCUGAUGAAUGGAAGGAAAGUGAUGCUAAAAAAAGAAUAGAUUGAUCAUCCUCGAGAGUGCUUAGUUGCCAAGAUUAAUUUUGAAACAAAUGUGUGUACUGUACUGCACAUUCCUGACUACCUAUGUAUGGCCUAGGAUAAGAUCUUUAUUCAGACCCGUGCAAGUUUAUUGGACCCCAAAACUAGAUCACAGUCAUGUUAUGACCAAAACCACAUCAAGACCAGAAGCCAUG